Oncorhynchus masou masou (cherry salmon) is the source of this 2436-nucleotide messenger RNA. It is a transcript of the gene mcm6l, whose product is annotated as MCM6 minichromosome maintenance deficient 6, like. Gene Ontology annotation, biological process: mitotic DNA replication; double-strand break repair via break-induced replication; DNA replication initiation. Gene Ontology annotation, cellular component: nucleus; MCM complex. Gene Ontology annotation, molecular function: single-stranded DNA binding; single-stranded 3'-5' DNA helicase activity; ATP binding. The record is from RefSeq and is a predicted model, not a curated record. Bases 1 to 2436 code for a protein of 811 amino acids. Lineage: Eukaryota; Metazoa; Chordata; Actinopteri; Salmoniformes; Salmonidae. The transcript is spliced from 17 exons.
AUGGAGCCUGCAGCUGAGACCAGCACUGCAGGAGUUUCAGUAAAAGAUGACCUUUCAGAAAAAUGUCAGAAGUUAUUUCUUGAGUUCUUGGAGGAGUUUCAGGACACAAACGGGGAGAUUUUGUAUCAACCUGAUGCUGAGGAGCUCAUUCGACCAGAGAGAAACACACUGACUGUAAACUUCACCAACAUUGAGCACUUCAAUCAGCAACUAGCUACCACUAUUCAGGAGGAGUAUUACAGGGUAUACCCAUUCCUAUGCAGAGCAGUGCGUUACUUUGCAAGAGAUCAUGGGAACAUGCCAGUAGCCAAAGAGUUCUAUGUGGCCUUCUCUGACUUUCCAUCAAGACAAAAGAUCCGAGAGCUCUCCACGGCCCGGAUUGGGUCCCUACUGCGUAUCAGUGGCCAGGUGGUGAGGACACACCCAGUGCACCCUGAGCUGGUCAGUGGUACCUUCCUGUGUCUGGAAUGCCAGUCCGUUAUGAAAGAUGUUGAGCAGCAGUUUAAAUAUACCCUGCCCAACAUUUGUAAGAACCCAGUCUGUGCCAAUCGACGUCACUUCAUGCUGGACCCCAACAAGUCCCGUUUUGUGGACUUUCAGAAGGUGCGUAUUCAGGAGACCCAGGCGGAGCUGCCUCGUGGCUCCAUCCCCCGCAGUGUGGAGGUGAUCCUGAGGGCAGAGGCUGUGGAGAUGGCUCAGGCAGGGGACCGCUGUGACUUCACCGGCACACUGAUCGUCGUACCAGAUGUCGCUGCCCUGGCUGUGUCAGGCACCAGGGCAGAGACCAGCAGCAGAGUGACUGGGGGGAGGCAGGGCUUUGAUGCAGAUGGGAUCCAGGGACUGAAGGCUCUAGGUGUCAGGGAUCUGUCCUACAGACUGGCCUUCCUAGCUUGCUACGUGGCCCCCACUAACCCUCAGUUUGGUGGUAAAGAUCUACGACAAGAAGACCAGACUGCAGAGAGUGUGAAGAACCAGAUGACUGUUCAGGAGUGGGAGAAAGUGUUUGAGAUGAGUCAGGACAAGAACCUCUACCACAACCUCUGCACCAGCCUCUUCCCCACUAUCCAUGGGAAUAAUGAGAUCAAGCGUGGAAUCCUAUUGAUGCUCUUUGGCGGUGUUGGCAAGACGACCAUGGAGGGCACAUCUCUGAGGGGGGAUAUUAAUGUUUGCAUCGUUGGGGACCCCAGUACCUCCAAGAGCCAGUUCCUAAAACACGUGGAGGACUUUGCGCCCAGGGCAGUCUACACCAGUGGGAAAGCCAGCAGCGCGGCCGGGUUGACGGCAGCUGUAGUGAAAGAUGAGGAGUCCCAUGAGUUUGUCAUCGAGGCUGGGGCCCUCAUGUUGGCGGAUAACGGAGUCUGUUGCAUUGAUGAGUUUGACAAGAUGGACCUGAAAGACCAGGUAGCCAUUCACGAGGCCAUGGAACAGCAGACCAUCUCCAUCACUAAGGCUGGUGUGAAGGCCACUCUGAAUGCUCGCACCUCCAUCCUGGCGGCUGCUAACCCCAUCGACGGGAGAUACAACCGCUCUAAGUCUCUGAAACAGAACGUCAACAUGUCAGCACCCAUCAUGUCCAGAUUUGACCUCUUCUUCAUUCUGAUUGAUGAGUGCAAUGAGGUGACAGAUUAUGCCAUAGCCAGGCGUAUCGUAGACCUGCACUUUAGAAACAUGGAGUCUGUGGAGCGAGUCUACACCACUGAUGAGAUACAGAGAUACAUACUGUUUGCUCGGCAGUUUAAACCAAAGAUCACAGCAGAGGCAAAAGAGUUUGUGGUGGACCAGUACAAGCGUCUGCGUCAGCGGGACAGCAGCGGCAGCACCAAGUCAGCCUGGCGUAUCACCGUCAGGCAGCUAGAGAGCAUGCUCCGACUAUCUGAGGGCAUGGCCAGGCUCUACUGCUCAGAUGAGGUGCAUCCCAAACACGUUAAGGAGGCCUUCCGGCUAUUGAAUAAGUCUGUCAUCCGCGUCGACUCCCCAGAUAUCAACUUCGACCAGGAACAAGACGAUGGGGAAAUGAAUGGUAAGGAACGGUCACUUUCACCUUUGUGCAAUAAUAUAUUUAUUGAAAGUGAUACCCAGAAGACCAGCACUGCCAAGCCUGCCCUCAAGAUGACCUUUGCUGAGUACAGAAGGGUCUCCAACCUCAUUGUUUUUCACAUGCAGAAGAUGGAAGAUAUUGAUGAGUCCUCACUGAAGAUGAGCGAGCUGAUUAACUGGUACCUGAAAGAAAUGGAGAGUGAGAUGGAGUCAGAAGCUGAGCUGGUUGCCAAGAAGAACCUUAUAGAGAAAGUGCUUCACAGACUAAUCCAUUAUGACCACAUUAUCAUAGAGUUAACGAAGACUGGGCUCAAGAAAGUUGGUGACGAGGGAGAGGAACCUGUCAUCGAAGAGGACCCCUUCUUAGUGGUCAACCCCAAUUACAUCCUGGAAGAUUAG